Molecule: messenger RNA, 1269 nt
Organism: Periophthalmus magnuspinnatus
Lineage: Eukaryota; Metazoa; Chordata; Actinopteri; Gobiiformes; Gobiidae
Gene: hoga1
Product: 4-hydroxy-2-oxoglutarate aldolase 1
Exons: 7
Coding region: 199-1176 (325 amino acids)
Biological process (GO): N-acetylneuraminate catabolic process
Molecular function (GO): 4-hydroxy-tetrahydrodipicolinate synthase activity; N-acetylneuraminate lyase activity
Source: RefSeq, a predicted model, not a curated record
AAAACAAUAGUAUUUUACGUAAUCCAAAAAUUGCAUGUAGGUCAACGUCGAUUUCUGUUACUGCGGAGUUGAACUUUGAGACAGAAAUCGUGCUCUUGGUGAAUAUUUAGCUAAAAUUUUGGGGUCAGUCAUCAACCCCGCACCUGCCGCGUUCCCACAGACACACCACGGCCCGUGUCGAACUGUAUCCGCCUCGCCAUGCACUGUCCCCGGGUGUGCAGAGCCGUGAGCGCCCUGAGCAGAGGAGCGUUAUGGAGGAGCCGAGUACAGAGCCAGUCCACCGCCUCCAGCCUGGAUCUGAGCGGGAUCUAUCCGCCAAUAGCGACUCCUUUCACGGCCAACGAGGACGUGGACUACCGUAGAUUAGAGGAGAACCUGCAAAAGUACCAGCAAAUCCCGUUCAAAGGUCUGGUGGUGCAGGGUAGUAAUGGAGAGUACCCUUACCUGACGGAGGAGGAGAGGGUGGAGGUAGUGAAGGUCGUCCGAAAGAACCUCCCCAGAAACAAGCUUCUGAUGGCAGGUUCCGGAUGUGAAUCCACCAGAGCCACUGUGCAGCUGACAGAGAAGAUGGUGUCUGCAGGAGCAGACUGCCUCCUGGUGGUGACUCCAUGUUUUUACAAAGGAAAAAUGGACACUGCCGCGCUCGUCCACCACUUCACCCAGGUGGCAGACCAGAGCCCAGUGCCUAUAGUUCUCUACAGUGUCCCAGCCAACACUGGGCUAGAGCUCCCCUUAGAGGCCGUGGUCACACUGGCACAGCACCCAAACAUUGUGGGACUGAAGGACAGCGGAGGAGAUAUCACAAGAAUCGCAUUGAUUGUUCACAAGACAUCCGCACAGAAGUUCCAGGUUCUUGCAGGGUCGGCUGGGUUCCUCAUGGCUGCGUAUUGCGUUGGUGCAGUGGGCGGAGUCUGUGCUCUGGCUAAUGUCCUGGGCCCUCAGGUGUGUGAGCUGCAUCACCUGUGUUUCAGUGGCAAAUGGGAUGAGGCCCGAGCUCUACAGCAAAGACUCAUCGAACCAAAUACAGCCGUGACCCGUGGCCUGGGUGUCCCUGGUCUGAAGACGGCAAUGGAGUGGUUUGGUUUCCAUGGAGGUGCCUGUCGCUCUCCUCUGCGGCCGCUCACAGACGCACAGACUCAGCAGCUCAAGAAAAACUUCUCAGACUUUCUUAUUUAGUACAAGAUCAAUUAUUGCAUUUUAUUCAAACCACACCAUGAAAUUUGCAGACUAACAAUGCAAAUGAUGAUUCAAUUAUUGAUUGAACUGAAA